Hyalella azteca is the source of this 1221-nucleotide messenger RNA. Its product is annotated as glucoside xylosyltransferase 2. The coding region runs from base 54 to 929 and encodes 291 amino acids. The transcript has 6 exons. Lineage: Eukaryota; Metazoa; Arthropoda; Malacostraca; Amphipoda; Hyalellidae. The record is from RefSeq and is a predicted model, not a curated record. Gene Ontology annotation, biological process: protein O-linked glycosylation via N-acetylgalactosamine. Gene Ontology annotation, molecular function: UDP-xylosyltransferase activity.
CAAAGGCUCUACUAGACUCAUCGGACAGGCAGUUACAGCAAGCCAAAGUCUCCAUGAAAGCGGCAGUUUUUCUGUCACGCAGGCGUAUUAGGUUCCAUAUCGUGAGCGAUUCGCAAGCCGUCUUCGACGAGCUCGUCGCUGCCGCUGAGGCCUGGCCAACGGCCUACAGAGAGAAAACCUCGUUCCAGUUCGUGGCUUCGUGGUACCCGCCGGAGCACGAGGACAUGAAAGGCCUCUUCCGCCCCUGUUCGUCUCAGCGACUCUUCCUGCUGCACCUGCUGCCGGAGGAGUCCGCCGUCCUCUACAUGGACAGCGAUGUCAUCUUCCUGCGCCCGCCUGAAGAGUUCUGGCAAAUUUUUCACGAGUUCGACGAGAAACAGUUUGCUGCGGCUGCUGUCUAUGUCGGUUCUUACCAUCACAUACCAAAGGACGUGCGUUACAGCGAUGUGGGGUUCAACGCGGGUUUGAUGUUGUAUAACCUCACCCGCAUGAGGCAGUUCCCGGCGGGCUGGGAGGACCAAGUGCUCAACAUCACGGCCGAGUACCACAGUAAAUUCAAGUACGGCGAUCAAGAUAUACUCAACAUCUUUUUCGGCAAGUUCAGGUCUCACUUUCGCCCCUUGGGAUGUGAAUGGAACUUACGAAGUUUUUACUGCAAAUUGGACAUCAUUCCCGUCUGCCCUGAAAUGUUGAACUGUGGUGCAAAGGCGGUCCACGGAACAGCGGCAUCAUUUUACUCGCCCGGAAAAUUGAUGACAUUCUUCGAAACGUGGAAGGCGAUGAAAAUGACGCAGUCCAUCGCUGAAUUCCAAGCAGAAUUGAGAACAAAUUUGGCCGCCACAAAACCUAAAGAUAAAUUUGGCUGUCACGGACGUGACUACAUCGACCGAAUUCUUUCACAACAACUAAUUUCGAAUGAUGUUUCUUAGACGGAUAAUCGCUAGCAGCGAACGCUCAGAUAUUCACCCAUGAUUAUAAACAAACGGAUUAUUAACAAGCAGUAUACUUAAUACACUUCACAUUGUGCGUUAUAGGAGCUGAAAGAUUGCUUGAUCUACUUCCCCUUUAUCCGUAGCCGAAUAAAGUCAACUGAACGAUUCGCAAUUUUCACUUUAAACGUUCAAUGAUUAUACCUUUGUAUUCUUAUCCUAACCGGUUUGAAGCAGGUUAUUGGCCAUAUAAUUACUUAUAUAGAACUUAAAUAUCUUACGAAUAUCAGAA